GGGGGCGCUGGGGGCCGGCCCGGGGCGGGUUCUCCGGGCGGAGACAGGGCGAGGUGCGUAGGUCGCCACGUCGGCAGGCGCCGAAGGAGCAGCUUCCACAGCAACGCGAGGGGAGCCCGAGUUCGGUCCGCGGUGGGGGAAGAAGCUGCUGCUGCCGCCGCCGGCGCCGGAGAGGAGAGGGGCGAGCGGAAGAUCCCUCUGCCAGGCGGAGCCGCGAGCGGGCAGGACGGAGCGGCGGAGGUUUUCAUAUAGGAAACCACAGUAGGACUUUUGAAUACAGGAACAGUUGUGUUUAUAAGACUGCUGUUUAACAAUAAAGGAGGAAAGGAGAGAACUUGUGCUUGUCACCUUGAAGCUACACAGCAAGGCGUUAAACAGGCAAUAAUGAACCAAACAGACAAAAAUGAACAAGAUGUUCCUGCAUAUCUUAAUGAGGAGCCACCAGAAGAUUCAUUAAAAGAUCAUCCACAGCAGCAGCCUGGCAUGCUUUCUCGUGUGACUGGUGGCCUCUUCAGCAUAACGAAGGGAGCUGUUGGUGCCACAAUUGGUGGUGUAGCAUGGAUAGGAGGGAAAAGCCUAGAAAUGACCAAAACAGCAGUAACAGCCGUGCCUUCUAUGGGAGUAGGAUUGGUAAAAGGAAGUGUUUCUGCUGUGACAGGUGGUGUUACAGCUGUAGGAUCUGCUAUCUCAAGCAAAGUGCCUUUAACAGGGAAGAAGAAGGAUAAGUCUGACUAAAAGAAAGAGAAACUGAGGCCAAGUAAGUUGCUUCUGUGGUUGUGGAAUCUGCAGAAAUGGACUGCUACAAAGCCACAGGUCUUAAGACUCCUCUAAAGAGCUGUGUGAAUGACUUUCACCUGAAAGGGACAAGAGCAGCGUGAUACCCCAGUGUCUGGAAUUUCAUUUAAAACGAUAGAUUUCUUCAAGCACUCAUCUGUGAAAUGUUAACACUUGAUGAACAUGGAAUCAAGUACAUGGAUCUGAAGGGGUGGCUCACAUAUGAAUAUUAAUUCACUGUAGAUCUUUUUUGCAGUCUUGAACUAAAAAUGUGAAAAUAAAAAUGGAGGGAAUGACCUAGCAAAAGGUAAAGCACUUUGAAGUCCUGUUGGUCCCAGUGGGAGGGGCUAAAGCCUGUGCUUACCUGCCCCUUUAGCAUCAGUGCUUUAAAUGUUGGCUAGAUCAUGCCCUUAGUUGGUAACUUCUACAGUACCAUAAAUAUAUUGAUGUUCUAGCUGCAAGCCUAUGGUGUCUGUAUUUUUUUUUAUAAAGAAUCAUUGAACUGCUUAAAGGGUCUUCAUAUAUCUUUGCUUUUUGAAACUAUUUUUAUACACUCUAUAAACUCUGAAUGGUGACUGCAUUCACUCUGUGUGUGCAUGUGUGUGUGUGUGCGCCUCUAUAUAUAUGUAGUCGUGUGGUAUAUCAAUCUAAUCAUUCAUGCCUUACAGUGAAAAACAAUCUAUUUUUCCUUAGUGACUGGAAGGAUUUUGUAAUGUCACUCAUUUCAAUGCAGUCUGUAAAAGAAGCUUUACUUUUUUAACACUGUUGAUACUGACUGAAGAGAAGACUGCUAAAUCUCAGGUGUAACUUGCCGGUUUCCAAACCCCCACCUCAAAAUGAAAACUCCUUUGUGCUGUUAGUUUGUUUAAACUGAAGUGUAUGUCCAAGUUUACAGUCCAUACAUUACUGGAUAACUUCUAGCUUAGAAUAAAAACACUUUUUUGUGGCUUCUAGUCCAACAAUA
Molecule: messenger RNA, 1738 nt
Organism: Lacerta agilis (Sand lizard)
Lineage: Eukaryota; Metazoa; Chordata; Lepidosauria; Squamata; Lacertidae
Gene: TMEM263
Product: transmembrane protein 263
Exons: 5
Coding region: 385-735 (116 amino acids)
Source: RefSeq, a predicted model, not a curated record